AUGGAGUCAUUGGUCGGAAAAGUAGCGUGCAUUACGGGAGCAUCUCGGGGUAUUGGUCGAGGAAUUGCUCUCGCCCUUGCGAAGGAGGGAUGCAAAUUGGGGAUCUGUAGCAGGAAAGAAGCUGAUAUUGAGCGCUGCAAGAAGGAAUUGGAAAAGUUAGGUGCUGACGUAAUCGCUUGCCCCGUUGAUGUGAGCAAGAAAGAGGAAAUGACGCACUUCAGAGACUUAGUUUUGGAGCGUUUUGGUACCAUCGAUAUCUGGGUCAAUAAUGCGGGAUACAUGCCUAUCAAUCUUUUGGAAAAUGGGAACAUGGAUGAAUGGGACCGCACUGUCGAUGUUAACUGCAAAGGAGUGCUCCACGGAAUCGGCUGCUGUCUGCCGGUGAUGAAGAAGAACAACUCCGGUCAUAUCAUCAACCUUUCUUCAGACGGUGGUCUUCGCCAAUUCAACUAUCUCACCGUUUAUUGCGCAACCAAGUAUUUUGUGGAGGGCUUGUCCAUCGGUCUCCGUCGCGAGGUCAGCGGCUACAACAUCCGCGUCACAAACCUCCAACCCGGAGAUGUAUCGACGGACAUUGGCAUGGACUCAACGGACAAGGAGGCGAUCAAGGGCUAUUAUGGACGCGACGUGACGGAAGAUGUUUCAGAUGACAGUUCGAGCAGCAUGGAGGAAGAAGAUGAGGCUCCGAAUUUCUACUCGCUGAAGGUGAAGAACAUCGCGGACACCGUUGUUUUCAUAUCCUAAGGAACCAUUACCAAGUGCCUUGACUAAACGUGCUAAAACAGCCGACGAACGUGGCGAUCAACGCAGUACUGAUCGAACCGCAGAGAGCGCCUAUCU
Messenger RNA from Blastocystis hominis, 840 nucleotides. RefSeq names its product Short-chain dehydrogenase/reductase. The record is from RefSeq and is a predicted model, not a curated record. NCBI's taxonomy places the organism in Eukaryota, Bigyra, Opalinata, Blastocystidae. The coding region runs from base 1 to 744 and encodes 247 amino acids. The transcript has 6 exons. Gene Ontology annotation, cellular component: membrane. Gene Ontology annotation, molecular function: oxidoreductase activity.